Aedes aegypti (yellow fever mosquito) is the source of this 4099-nucleotide messenger RNA. It is a transcript of the gene unk, whose product is annotated as RING finger protein unkempt. The transcript is spliced from 11 exons. Gene Ontology annotation, molecular function: metal ion binding. NCBI's taxonomy places the organism in Eukaryota, Metazoa, Arthropoda, Insecta, Diptera, Culicidae. The record is from RefSeq and is a predicted model, not a curated record. Bases 52 to 2709 code for a protein of 885 amino acids.
CAGCGUCACCUCGCGGCUUUGAACCAGAAGCUGGAAUAAACAAACCAUAAAAUGGCGUCGUCAGACCCGAAAGCAGCUCUGUUGAGUACCCAGACGGAAAAGCCAAAUCAUUACACAUACCUGAAGGAAUUCCGGGUGGAACAGUGUCCAUCGUUUCUGCAGCACAAAUGCAAUCAGCAUCGACCAUUCGUGUGCUUCAAUUGGCACUUUAUGAAUCAGAGACGCCGUCGGCCAGUGCGUAGACGAGAUGGUUCCUUUAACUACAGUGCCGAUAACUACUGCACCAAAUAUGACGAAACUACCGGAAUAUGCCCGGAUGGAGAUGAUUGCCCGUUUUUGCAUCGCACGGCAGGCGACACUGAGCGGCGAUACCACUUACGCUACUACAAAACAUGCAUGUGCGUUCACGAUACCGAUGCUCGCGGGUAUUGCGUCAAAAAUGGACACCACUGUGCAUUUGCCCACGGCAUCCACGACCAGCGGCCGCCAGUUUACGACAUCAAGGAACUGGAAGCGAUGCAAGCAGCCGAAGCUAGCGGUGAAUCCAUGAACGGACCCAACGUAUUGGACAAGGAGAGGAAUCUGAUGAAUGAAGAUCCAAAGUGGCAAGAUACAAACUAUGUUUUGGCCAAUUAUAAGACAGAGCCGUGCAAAAGGCCCCCGAGGCUCUGUCGACAGGGUUAUGCUUGUCCGCAGUACCACAAUAGCAAGGACAAAAGACGCAGUCCUAGGAAAUAUAAGUACAGAUCUACACCGUGUCCUAGUGUAAAACAUGGUGAAGAAUGGGGCGAACCAGCUAACUGUGAAGCCGGUGACAAUUGUCAGUACUGCCACACACGUACUGAACAGCAGUUUCAUCCAGAGAUUUACAAAUCGACCAAGUGUAACGAUGUUCAGCAGGCUGGAUAUUGUCCUCGGUCCGUGUUCUGCGCUUUCGCUCAUGUUGAACCUUAUGUCCUGACGGAAGAAAUAUCGUCUCGCGAUCUAGAUAGCCAAGCACUUGCCCUUAGCGAUAUGAUAUCUUCCGUUUUGCCUCCCGAUAGUGGUGGGGGAGGCGGAGGAGGGGGACUUGGUUGUUCCCUCAGUAAGAAGGACAAACACGAGCUAGCGGUGAGUGUACUAAGCUAUCUAGACGGAGGACGGCAGGAGAAUCUACCAUUUGAACUUGAACCGCAGAAUUUUCAAUCGUUCUUCCAGCUGCUGCAGAAUGGUAGCGCAGAAAGUAGCGAAUCGGCAAGCACCAGCAGUAUCGGCUCUAAUCAUAGUUCCCACAACAAAGCACCUGGUUCACAGCUACAACAAAAGCAUAAUAAUAGUAGUCUUCUAGGCGUCGUAACAUCCACCAAUUGCAAUGGCGGUGGUAGCGUCAGCAAUCAAGCCAACAACAGUCUCGGUAGCUUACAAUCAACGCUGUUCAGCAAUGGCAGUACUGCCGCUAGCUCACUGCUGUCGAACAGCUUUCCGGACUUUACACCGGAGAUUCGGGCACAGAUGCUGGCGAUUGACAACGAUCUCACGAUGAGUCCGCUCGAAAAAGAACAACGGAAACGCAUGUGUUUAACAUUCAAUCUUAGGAAUAUAGCAUCCUCAUUAGACGGCGGAGUGUAUGAUAUGACGCGACGUGAUACCAUUCAUGGACUAGACAAUUCAAUUUCAGCUGGUAUAGCAUCAUCUGGUUUACUGGCUAGCAGCUCAGCGCCGGUCAACAUUCCCGGCUCUCCGAUGGGAAACUCCAUAUCCGGUCUUCUUCAAGGUACUUCUGCACCGGUCAACAUUCCUGGCAGUUCAUUGGGAAACAAUUUUAGCCCUUCGUCGCAUUCUAAUCUUUUCGGUAUGAACGAUAACAUGUUCGGAAAUAGCGCAACACAUCACAUUGGCAGCAGCUCGGCGCCGAAACUAGCUACAUCCUUCGGCCAUAGCAACACCGAUAGUCUUUUCUUUCAAUCACACAUAAUUUCGCCAGUGCUGACCGGUGGCGAUGGUGGUCUUUCAGCUAGUCCGGAACUUAGCCGAAUAUCGGAACUCAAUUCGCUUAAUAACGAACUGAGCAACAAUAACACAAACCUGUUGUUCGAUAACCACAUGCAACAGGCUGCCGUCGCGGCAGCUCAACAACAACAGCAACAGGUCCAGCAUCAGCAACAGGCAGCGGCGGCCGCUGCCAUUGCUGCAGCAGCCAAGAAUUCCAAUGCUAACCAUCCGUAUUCAAUGUCUCCGCUGGUGGCGUCCGGUAUGGAACGAUUACGAGACGAGCUGGCCAACAAAAAUGCACAAAUGAUCAACUGGGAAGAGCAGGUCAUGCAGGCAACUAAUGCCUGUGAAGCGUGGAAAGCCCAGAUGGAGGAAAGCAAUAGAAAGACCGUGUUGGCCGAACAACAGCGAGAUGAAGCCCUGUCACACGUCAAAGCCCUCAAAGAAAAGUUAGAACAAGUGAACAUUAGUGGUAAUAGUACGGCCAAUUAUCGAGCAAGUGAUCUUCGGGGUCUACCUUUACCGAAAUUGAAAAACAUACAGGCAAAAUUGCGCGCCGAAAUCGAAGAGGUAGAAAAGGUUCUCUAUCUGGAAACGGCAACCAAAUGCAUGAAGUGUGAGGAGAACAAUCGAUCCGUGACGUUAGUGCCGUGCAAUCACUACGUGCUGUGUGAUGUUUGCGCGGCGACUCAGCGGGAAUGUCCCUACUGUCAAACGCCGGUCACGUCUCAAGCGUAAGCCACUGCUUUCUCAAGGUAUUUCAAACAUGAGAAUCUGUGUCAAUCAAGAACACACACUAGCAUGAACACAAUCGCACCUCGAUAUAGUUACAAAUACAUGUGAAAAGCUGUUAUGUUACAUUUGAUUAAUGGUCAUGAGCUACUACUUCUAUUCAACAAAACUGCACCACGCAUCAUCAAUCCGCAAGUAACUAGGCAAGUACUAGGUCAACUUGUUCAAAGUACAUCUAGGUCAUACAAUUACUACCCCAAAUGUAUUUAUGUUUUGUUCUACUCUGGCCGGCGAAGGUGUCGAAGUCAUCCUUCAUGGUUGGAGCAUUUUUGUACUUUUUUAAGUAACAUGGACAACUUUGUGUGAAUUCAAUUGAAAAGAGUGAUAUUUUUUUACGACAUUAAUCAACAGUAACUCUGAUUUAGGACAGGAUAAUUAAUAGAUAAUAGUGACGAAAGGUUCACUUUAAACAUGUUCAAAAAAUGCGCAUGUUCUGCAACAUGUGACAUCAGCAAAACAAACGGGAAGAUCAGUUUUAGUAGCUUCUUUACCUAAUUAUAGUGUAACCAUAUACACAUCUUUUAUACUUUUCUACGUUCGAUUUUGUUAAACACUUUCAACUUUAAUCAGAGCAAGGGUUGGAAACGAAUGUAAAAACAAGAGGCACAUCGCCUGGCACAGGGAUUAAUUUUCCUUUUAUCCCCUCGAGUUGGAAGGAAAUCAGAUUAUAUAUCGUUUAUAUUGAUUAGUAGUAUUUUUUUUUAAAACUUAGAUAACAUUCUAUUGUGUACAAUAGAGAAAGAGCAACAUUCGAUUUAUUUGCUUAAAAAACUAGGCUGCGAAUAGUAUUUCGCUUACAUAUGUAAAGGUUGCAUUUUUUACUUUCAAAAAUUAGACAAACAAAUAUAAAAAUGGACUACACACGCAGAAACAGUGAGACCCAGUAGGUACGAGAGAACUUUAUUAUAUUAAAACAAAAGUGAGGAUAUGUAUUUAUAAUUUAUUUUUUUGCGAUAUAAUUUAACUGCUAGGAUAACCCAAUUUGUUUUUGUUUAAUUGCAUCUGGCAAUUUUUACUAGUUUUUGGCCUAGCGUGGUCGAUACAGAAAGCAACCCGUAGAUGGAAGGAAUUGAGUGAGCGGAGAAAACAAAUCAAUAUAGGCGUCGACGCUAGGCAAGAACGUUAGAAUCAAUUUACGUAUUCCUUAUUAUUCUCUUAAUGCGAAGAAAACAAGAACUAUUAUUAUAUAUGGCUGAAAAUGAACUAAACAAAUAUUAUUAUUCUCAUAUAAUUAUAUUUUGAUAGGUAGAGAACUAAAUGACUAAUAAUGAGAGCUGAUUUGUAGGAGGCAAUCUUAAACAAAGGAAAGCAAAUGCAGAAGCAAGAUUUAUACAAA